UUUCAUUUUGUAAACAACUGCCUUAUGGGCUCUUUCUUUAUUCUCUUUCUCUUUAUCGUUUUCGUUUCUGCUUAAUAUUCGAUUAAAUCAAAUUCCUAUUUUCCCUAUUUAUUUUAUUACAUCGAUCCUUGUUAUUUUGUUAUCUUAAUUACAAUGGCAAAUCUUUUGGGCUCUGACGUGGAUAGUUGCGUGCUCAAAACUAUCGAGGCUGUUGACACAAUUCGCCGGGGAAUUUUGGACCAAAAUCAAAUGAGGGAGGCGCACAUGGUGAUUGAAGCGCUCAACAGCAAUCCUAACGUUGAUUCAACUCUUCCAAUUGCCUACAAAUUAAUCACUUUUAGUGGAAAUGAAGACUUGACUCAGUCUGUUAAACAUUUUGGACUUCAACUGGUCGAAAAUUGUAUCAAAUAUAAAUGGAAUGAAAUUUCAAAUCCAACCAAAGAUGAAAUUAAAGCAGUUCUCCAGAAGAUGAUUUGCGAAACUCUGGUUGGUAAAGAUUUGAAACUUAUUAAAGAGGGUAUUUCCAAAUGCGUAGUGGAAGUAAUGAAAAGAGAAUGGCCCGGAAAUUGGUCUCACCUUAUGGGUUUCAUGUUGUCUCUAAAGCUUAACGAUCGUGUACUAUUCAUCAUCGGUAGACUAAGUGAGGAAUUAGGAAUUUUUUACUCGCCUGCAAACCGUGAUCGACGAAGAGACAUGACAAUUGAAUUGAAAGCCAACUACCCUGCUAUUUUAAAUUAUAUUGGUGAAUGUUUGGUUUCUGGUGAUUGUGAUUUGUGUUCUGCUGCUCUCCGAACUUUGUCUCCUUUCUUGGAAUGGCACACAUUUGAUGAAUCUUUGUUAAUUUUUCUAUGUGAUAUUUUAGCUAUGGACAUUGAUCCUGCCCGGGAUCGAGAACAAAUAUUUAUAAAGACACAAACAACAGACUGUCUAUUAACGUGCUUAUUUCGCAAAGGUUCAAAAAAAGAUCGUAUAGGCAUAAUGGACCUUUUUUGUCCGAAAAAUGUAACCUCCAUUUUUAAAUGCAUCGAUAUGGUCAUACCAAAAAUUAGCGUCAACAAUUUCUUCAAUGAUCAUUUCACUCUUGCUAAAAGGGUUUUUAGUGUUGUAACCAUGAUGGGACAGACAGCAAUUCAACUGCAUUCAGUUAAACAACUUCCCAUGGAAACCUGGCAAAUAUACAUUCAAAAAAUGCAUUCGCUUUUUUGUAUAGAUAAUUAUAUUCUAAAUGCUUUUGUUCUCCAGUUUUGGAGAGAUUUGGCUAAAAGUAAAGAGCUUCAAACUUUAAUCACUGAAUCAUUGUUAACGAGUUUACUUUCAAUGAUUCCGGAAAAAUUAUUUAAACGACCCUUCGGUGAUCCUUCAAUUCCAAUGGAGUUCGACGACGAAGAAGACUAUGAUGUUUUCUAUAUUAAGUUUAAAGCUGAAUUAACUGAUCUUGUGCGAUCUCUGACUGUAUAUCGUGAAGAUAUUUGUUUCAAUUUUGCGUCAAAUCUUUUGAUGGCAACGCAAGCUAAGAAGGAAAACGGACCCGAUCCUAGUGCCAAUGCCAAAUGGGAAAUCACAGCGCACAUCUUGGAAGCUGUGUGUAAUCGUCUUACAAAUGUUUCACUUUAUUAUCAACAAGGAUCUCCUCUUCUCAAUAUGCUGGUAAAAUCUGAUGGAACUGAUCUCGCAGUUGAUAUAUUAUCCUGUCAUCUUUCAUGUAUAUCUGCCUUGACUGUGUUCGUUCCUCAUUUACUUUCUCAAGAACCUAAUUUGAUUGGCGCUCUUCUUGAAAAAAUGUUCAAACUGGCUGGAUAUGAGCUUCCCGGAGAACGCAAAGACAAUCGAAGCAACUCUGUUAGAAAUCUCAGGCGAUAUGCUUGUGCCUUAUUCGUUAAACUAACGCGAGCCUAUUCUAAAAUAUUAUUCCCGAUUUUUGGCCAGUUAAAAGAUCAUAUCCACAAAACAUUCGCUGUUAAUAUAGAGUCCAGUCAAACUGAAAUUUGUACUCUCAACGAGGGAUUAAUGAUACUUUCAAACUGUUUCGAGGAUCCUGCUCAACAAAUAUUGUUUGUAAAUGAACUCCUGGAGCCAAUAAAAUGGUUCCUCGAGUGCUACCUUACUCCUGCAACUUUUAUCUCAUCUGUUGGACUGGACACGGCCCCUACUGAUUUCGAUUCUAAAGGGCAAACUCGUGCUCAAUUAAUGUAUGCCAUAUCAACUCUAUUGGGUCUUCUCAAACGAAUAAAAAAGAAAGAAGUUCUCUAUUCGCCUGUUAUGGCCUUCAUGAAUCCCCUCUGUAACCUAUUGUCUAAUCUGAAUUCUCUUUGGAAUCAAGAAAUGAUGAUGAUUUGCCAUGCUGAUUAUCGUCCAAUUGUUUUCGCGCCCGUCACUGAAAAUGAUCGUUUAACUCUUUUGGAAAUCCAUGGUACUAGUCAUGAAACAAAUGAAGCCUGUAACCCAGCUAAAAGUCCAGCCUCACGGAUGCAAAAAUUUUUAUGGACUAUUCAAGAUAAUUGCUACUCAGCUAUUGGUUGUGCUUACUCGUUAAUCAUCCCCGAGCUACAUUUAGAAUUUAACAACAUCACCUUAGCACUGGCUGGGUUUGAAAAUCUUCCUCCAAUGAAAUUGAAAACUCUAAUUCGAUCGUUUUUGAAACCAUUCCUCAUCAAUUAUCCUGUCAACGAUUUGAAUGUUUUAGAGAACAAGUUUUUGCCAUUUGUAAAGCAAGUUUUGCCCGUUCUGUUCAACAGAAUUGAUAGUUCAUGCAAAACAAUCCGUGAACGAGAAUACGUUAAAGAAAAAACUGAAAUGGAACGUGAGAUUGUGGAAGAGAAAGUUAUUCGAGCUCUGUCAAUAGACUUUGUUGACCUCCUAAGCUCUCUAAUUGUAUCCUCCAAAGGUGGCCGAAAAGCUGAAAAUCCAAUGGAUGAAGAUGAUUGGGAAAUGAGAGAAACAAAUGAGCAAAAUAACAAACCAGUUGAGCAAAGCGCCUCUUACCUUGGAGAUUACCUCAUUAAAAAUUUGCCCAGCAUCAUUACUCAGAUUUGUUUUCAAUGUUUGAAUUGGCCAGACUCAACAGUUUCAUGGAAAGCUGGUUCUCUGUGUGAAGUCGUUCUUGCUCGUCUAAUUGAACACGUCAUGGUCCGUAAUCCAUCAGACUGUCUAUUUUUACUAGAAAAUAUUUGUAAAGCUUUAGGAUAUUUUGGUGAAUACGAGCAAAAUCGUGGAAUAUGCUUGCAGUUGAUUUCGACUAUUUAUGAAAGCUUAAUACUCCCAAUGCAAUUCGACUCUGUUAAACACCACCUCAUUCAAUUAUCGGAUGGAAACAUGAAUAAAUGGAUUCAAUUUGAAGAAAAUUGGAUUCGUAAGCCACCAAAAAAUAAAAAUGUCCAAAAAGGUAGACGAGAAGCGUUGAAAGAGCUUUUAGAUCCAAUAAUUGGUAAAAGCUUAGCCAUAAUGGGAAGAAAACAACAAGACGGAGGAGGAAAUUUAAUUUCAACAAUAAGACGGAAAAAAACAACAGAUGUUUUUAACGAUGUGACUUUAUAUUUAUAUGAACUUUUUAUUUGAUAGGGACUUAUAUUAAUUAAAAGCAGUAAAUGUAUUGUAAAUUCGAUAACUGCUCAUCAAAUUCCCAAAAAAACAUUUUCGUCUCUCAAUAGCUCAAUCAAAAUUACACCAUCAUAACUUUUUGAAUAUUUACAACCGAUGCUAUUGUUUGUCUUUGUUUUGUUAUAAAAACUUCUAAAUAUCUUAAAGCUAAUAAAAUUAUAUUAUCGGUCUACUAAA
Messenger RNA from Tetranychus urticae (two-spotted spider mite), 3774 nucleotides. Its product is annotated as exportin-5. Gene Ontology annotation, biological process: protein export from nucleus; RNA export from nucleus. The record is from RefSeq and is a predicted model, not a curated record. Gene Ontology annotation, cellular component: RNA nuclear export complex; cytoplasm; nucleus. NCBI's taxonomy places the organism in Eukaryota, Metazoa, Arthropoda, Arachnida, Trombidiformes, Tetranychidae. Gene Ontology annotation, molecular function: RNA binding; nuclear export signal receptor activity.